AGUCGCAGACACCCUUAUUCUUCCUUUUCUCUUUACCCUUUACGUCUCUCUCCCUAGGAAGAACCUGAUUCUCUGGGCACGAGGAGGGGAGCGAAGUGCUUUGCAUUUCAGUGGCUUUUUUACAAAUCGCUUUUACUUUUGUCUUUUUCUUCUCAUCCUCCUCUCUGAAUCUCCUCUGUUUAUGCUACUGCUUAUUUUCUGAGCUCUCUUCACUCCCGCAGAAAAAAAGGAGAGAUAUCUGGCAAUCGAUCGAAGCAACUGAUAAAUCGUCGAUUUUCUCUGUUUUUGCUAAACAAAUAUAAUAAAUAAAAUAAAAACCAAACCCCACUUUUUCGGUUCUCUUUCCGGCCACCUUUUCGUUUCGCUAAAUAGCCAUCGAUACCCACAAAAAGAAACAUAUUAUAAUAUAAUAAAAAACUAAACACGAAGCUCUCUCUCUCCUCUCACUCUCGCUCUCUCUUUCUCUCUCUACACGUUGUUCUCGCUCACUUUCUUCUUCAGCACCUUUGCCUCCACCUCAUUACCCCAUUCCAGCAUCUGGGUUCUGUUUUCUCUUCGUUUUCCUCACCUGGGUUUCUUCCAUUUCAUCGUUCUGCGAUCCAAGUUUGAAGAUUUUAGAGAGCUGAGCUCAAAAUUUGCAGAGAGGCGAAGGAUCUGUUCCUCGAGCUCAAUCAGACGGUCCAGAAUCCUUCAAAUCCCAGAUGUUAGUACCGCCUGCCACCAAGCAUCGAGACGUGAGACGUGGAGGAGGAGCCACUCGCUUCAAGCAAUCUUCUGGACCCAGCAACACCACCACCAAGCUCUUUCCUAGUUUGGAUGGUGGUGGGGACUUUGUUCUCUCUGGAAAAUCAACGAAGAAAGAGAGGCUCAGAAAAUUGAGUGCUCUUGGUACUGCAAAAACAACGAGCUUUCGAGUGUGCGAAAUGGGUUGCGACGUGCCUGACAGAGACGAUGAGCUCCCAACUAGGAGAUUUAAGCUUCCCAGAAAGUUCAUUGAUGAUUGCAAUGGCGUUGAUCUUGCCUCCGUUCCACGGAAGCUCCGCUCAGCAAUGAAGAAACGCAAUCGUGAAUCUGCAUCUCCGGCCCGGUCUUUACCAAAUGCAAAGAAGGUGAACCAUACAAUGAGUGGAAUCAAAUCUCCGAAAGGGGAUGGUGUAAAUAAGUCCAAACCGUACUUGAAACAAGGAGACUCAGAAAUCACCAAAGAUGAGGAAGAAGUUGUGGAGACGUUGUAUGCUUUGGCCGGACUGUUUCCCAGAAACGACGCAAAUGAUAAUAGUAAAGUAGACUGUGAAUCGUUAGAUGCAAAUCCUUCGGCUUUGCCAGAGUCAAGGGAGAGUUUGACACCUGCAUUUGAAGUUGGAAAUGAUAAAUCGGGUUCGAACUCCCUCUUGAGAGCUACCAAGGCCGCUGGUCCAUCAAAUGUAGAAAGAUUAGCAAAAGAAAAUGAUCAAGUUGAUUGUUUGAACAAACCCAAUACUCAACAAGAGCCUGAAUCACCUAACAGCAGGAAAUCAAGUAUAAAUUCAGAUAAUUCAGUUCCUCAAAAUCUGAAUGUUUCGUCAUUGUCACUGAAAGUUGAGGGGUGCAAUGAAAGGCCUGCUACAAGCAAUGCUGUCAACUUUUGCAUAUCUGAUAUAAGCCUGGAAAGUCGCAGGUUAAAGCAGCCUGUGCAAGAGUUGUCCUCAAUUCCUGAGAGAAAACCAGUAAUAGCACUGGAGCUGAGCACAACUGUUGGGGGUCAAGUUGUACCGCACGAUACGGAGGAAACCAAGAAAAAUGGUCCAGUAUUGUGGCCUGGCUUGUCUUCAAGUCUCUCUCAUGGUGCUAGGAAUGAUAGUCCAUCAUCAUCGUCACAGUCUCCUGCUGCUAAAAUUCCGCACUGGCUGGAUGCUGCCCUGUCUACCUCGAGAGCUUUGGUCCAAAAUGGUUCGUCUUUUGGAAAGGUGACUACUGUUCUCAAUGGUAGAAGGUCGUGUAAGAAGUGCGCAGCGCAUGUUUACAUAAGUCACUUAAUUCAGGCUUUACAAUACUCCGAGCGUAAAAAUAAGUUACAACUACAGCCUAAUCAAAUGAGACCACAUGAAGGAUCAAAACAAGUGACUUUUCUGGGAGUUAAUAUCAAUGCUAAAUCGAACAAUGGUUUAAACGGGAUUGUUUCUACUGGUAGUAUAGGUAUUUCUAUUUCAGAAAAAAAUUCAACCGAAGCUAAGAACGGUACACUGCAGCAGACAAAACUCCAUCAAGAUCAGCCACAGUUCGCUAUGGGAUCUUGGGCAUACACUUCACCAAAGCAGAGUAUUGAUUUCCUGUCAUUGUCAGCUGGAGGUGGUGGCUCAGAAAGUAAUAAUGGUUUUAGCAGAUCUAGAAACGGGAUGGAGCCAUCAUCACAAUCCCAAGCUACUUAUAUCCAUCCUCUCAUGCAACGUCACACACUCAUUCCUUUCUCUUUGACCCCGUCUCAGUACAGCUCCUCCGCUCACCCUAACAAUCCUUCACUGUCGCAGCAGGGCCAGAUGCAGGUAUCUCCUUAUCAUGGCAACCCAUUUUGUGGUCCUCAAGCAAGCCCCACUGCCUCGACAAAGCAGCAACCUCAACAGCAACAUCUACAGCUCCAACAGCAUCAGCAGAGGCUUUGGGCCGCUCACUUAGCCGCUCAGUACAGGCCGGUGGGAACUUCAGCGCCCGCAGUUCAUGUUCCCGGUUGGCAAAAUGGAAGGCAGGAUAUGAUGCUGAUUCCAUGCAGCCAAGGACUAAUGUCUCCAUCCCCUUCAACACUUGAACUUGUUGGUCCCAAGUACGCGCCACUGUCUCAACAACAGCUAAUGGCUGUCACUUCAUCUUUUCCUCCCGGCAGGGUAAAAAGACAGGAACACCACCUACCUUCUGUGUACGAGGAAUCUGGAGGUGGAUUUCGUGCUGGAAGUGCAAUGCCACUGCAGUUGCUCUGCAGCGAGCACCUCUAGUAAAUUCUAUUGGGAAGUAGCUGGUUCGUAAAUUAUUUCAUUCUUUCUUCUGUUCAGAAGUGGGGACUUGCUGCUUAACUUUAUCGCGACUCAAUAAGAUAUGAACAUGUAUAAAUGAUCACCCGCCAUUUCGGCCAUGGCUUGAUAAGCUGGGGCAUUCGGCUGGUAGGGAAAUUGCCCUAGACUAUUAGGCCAUUGAGGUUUUGUAGUAAUCGUUUCAUGAACAUAUUUGGGGCACAUUGUUCAUCUUUUACAAAGAAGAUAAUAGAAGAUUAGAAAUGUUUGUGCUCUACAAA
Molecule: messenger RNA, 3262 nt
Organism: Malus domestica (apple)
Lineage: Eukaryota; Viridiplantae; Streptophyta; Magnoliopsida; Rosales; Rosaceae
Source: RefSeq, a predicted model, not a curated record